UGCCCUCAACUCCCCGGGGUAUUUUUAGCCCUGGUGAUGCAGCCCAUCUGAUAUCCGCCCAGGCAGCCACAGAUCACAACGCGAGUGCGAACACACGCGAACAAAGAGGGAGAGAGGAAGCGAAUGCAAUGACACUGGAGGUGGACCUCGUGCUUUGUGCACUGCUGGCGGUGAGCUCUUCGCGGGGAGAAGCCUCAGUCGGUCAUCCAGCCUCCGUCGCCCCAACACUCUCCUCCACGCCCGACCGGCCCUCCUCCGCCUCCGCCUCCUCCACUCUACCAUCCAGUCCUCCAAACCAGACCUCCGUGCUCCAGCCCAGGACGCGGGCGGGGCCCCGGGGGGCCACACCGCCCCCCUCCUUCACCCCUCCCCAAUCCGCCUCCCCCGCACGCCGCCCGUCUGGCCCGCUCCACCCAGACCCUCCGGCGGAGCUCAACGUGGGCGACGAUGCCUUCCAGGGUCCGGGACCCAGCUCCCUCCUGGACCCUCUGCUGGCGGGGCUGGUGUCGGUGUGCGUGGCGACCGCCGCCGUCACCUCCGUGGUGCUCUGCCUCCGCUUCCGGCAGCAGGCCGGGCGCCCAGAGUUCCAGCGGCUGCAGGACGUGCCCAUGGAUGACCUGAUGGAGGACGCACCCCUCUCCAGUUACACAUAUUAACCCAAGCAUCCUAUUGGUCACUUCUCCCGACGACGGUAUGACGAAGCAUCCGAUGCGUCGCUUCUCCUUAAAGGACGGAAGUACCAGAUAGCAAAGCCUGGCAAAGCAUGGGCAAAGCCCUUGAGUGGACGGGAUGCCCAACGCGUGGAAUAGUUUCCGUCCUAGUCAACCACUUCGACAUUCCUUUGAGGAGAUUGUAUUGUGCCUUUUUUUCUUAAAAAACAAAAACAAACCCUGACCGAAACAUUUCAUGGAGAUUUAGAUUGCAAUUUAGUCGUUAGAAAUAAAAAUAUCCGUUGACUUUUCGGUUUCUAAGAUCUAGAUCGAGGUGAGUGCGACAUAGCCCCCAACUUGAAUCUGCCCUGAUUGAUCGGGCGGCACCCCCUGGCGGAGAUGCAGAGUGUUGCAUCAUUCCUUUGGAUGGAUACAUUUCUGCUGCAUAUCUAAGUCGGUAGAUAUAAUAUACGGUUGAUAAAGAAGAUACAAUUAGUCCCACUAACAGAAUGUAAUUGGAUUAGUGUUCAGGAAAUAUUAGUCGCCUACCGCUUCAAGAGUAUUAACAUGUUAUAGCCAAUUGACCAAAGAUUACUGCUCCUUGAACAAACAGCUUUUUUGAAACAGGCCUGGUUACACAGAGACCUGGGACUGUUUAAAGUCCAGUUUAGUAACUACUAGUUUGUUUCAAAGGAGCAGUUUACUAGAUCACCAAUUUGUAAUUAAUGUCCUUAAUUGAUUACAAAGCUCACUCCUUUUUUUUCAUCUCAUGGUUCAAAUUCAAACGGGUUCACCUUUACUUUAAUUGAUGGUUAAUUUAAUUAAAACACGUUUUCUCUAGACCUGCGUAUUGGUGGUGCAACUGAAUGAGGUAAACUGGUAAUUUGAAACUUACUAGUGGUUACCAAGGGACUUAAAUUAUUCUGAGGCAUAGCAGGUGUUAGCCAGUCCAGAUACAUAACUGGAUCCAUUGCGUUUAAUAUUGAUGUUGGACGAUGUUUAAGAAGCCUUGCAAUUGGCCAAUUGACCAGGGGAAUGUAAAUAUGCUUUUCAAUUCAUGGAAACAGGAUAGGCCCUAUUAAUAUUUAUGUUAUAUUCCACUAUUCAAUGUAUCCUGAAGGUGUUUCUUAUUCUUAUUCUUUCUUAUUGUUUAUGACUUAUAGUUUAUGUGGGCAGAUAAAAGUAGUCUUGAAAUACAAACACAAAACUGGUUUAUUCUUAAUACUGCUGACUCAUAUGUAGGUUAAUUUUUAUUCAUACCAUAAAAGUGUACUGCAGUAUACUGAUAAAGACCAAGAUGUUCUAUGUUUAAAAGAAUUAGAAGCAUCUAGGGAUUUUUUCAAGUGUAAUGUAAGAUGAAAAGAUUUUCAGCCUAUAAUAAUUGUAACUAUUUCAAUAAUAAUUGUUUUACAUAUAUAUAUUUUUGUUGUUGUAUGCAUUGGAAUAUUUUGAAUAAAGGUUAGAUUUAAAGCCUAAAAUAGUCAAGUGCUAAAAAGGAAGUUUCCCUUGCAGCGGAUUGUAAACGUUUAAACAUUAACAGAAGGUUUUUUUGAUGAUAAAUGAAUGACUUCGUACUUUGCGUUUGUUUUAUUAAGUCUGUUAAUGAAACCUGUUUUGCAAACGUC
This is a messenger RNA of Gadus morhua (Atlantic cod), 2275 nucleotides long. RefSeq names its product pectinesterase inhibitor 10-like. The coding region runs from base 129 to 656 and encodes 175 amino acids. The transcript is spliced from 4 exons. The record is from RefSeq and is a predicted model, not a curated record. NCBI's taxonomy places the organism in Eukaryota, Metazoa, Chordata, Actinopteri, Gadiformes, Gadidae.